AACAGGUCUCCUUUAACACGCAAGCUGUUGCAUUAGUCGAAUAGCUUCAUGCAGUGUUUUAAUGUCGGGUUCGGGGUUAAUUGAGUCUGUCAGGAUGACACGUGACCUACCUGAGCUCGACAGGACAGGUAGGUUCACAUAGUUUCGCUCGAGUGAAUGUUGAAAGAGGCGCGAUCGAGACUAACAAGUACCUGCUGCGCGACUGCAGACGAGUCUCUGCGCACAUUUAGCUAUUUAUUUAGUUCUAAUAGCAAGUUUGGUCCGUGGUUUAUUUCGUCCGCACGUUUCCUGUAAGCCUCUCUGCCGAAAUGGAUGGCGAUUCGCUGUUUGGUGUCUCGGGUCUGAUUAUGGAGAACGGGAUCCGCAGCAGCUCCUGGAAUCCGUUCUGUUCAAACCCACAGGACUAUGAUGUGAAAACGGAGAACAAUGUGUUGCCAAACAUGACGAGUUUAACCAAAAGCAACGGCAUUCAUCAGACGCCCGAGUUCUCAGACGAUCCUUUUCCAGCUCCGGACUGGGUUUUGUUUCCUCCACCUGAUUUUUAUAAAGACGACACUGCGAGUGGCUUCCAGAGCACGUCAGCGGCAGGCACACGGAGUGAAGAAACAGACAUUUUCCAGCCUUUUAAAGAGAAAGCAGGCACUGGUGUGACACACAGCAGCUCAGCCAAUCAGAACGCAGAAUCCUGGCCUUCGUCCAAUCAGAGUGAUCCUCUCCUGGAAUUCAUCCUCUCCAGACAGAAGAAUUUCCGAGCUUCUCCACCACCAUCUGAAACCACCAGCGUUUUCCAAGAAGCGUCCGGUUUCCUCGAGACUCCUUCACUGUCCACCUCGCCGCUCGUUUCUAAUACCAACCCGACAUCUGACCAUAUUUACAAGACAUCCUCGUCCCACAUCGAGACGUUCGAUCCUCUGUUUGCCCCUCAGAAUGAAGUCCGGUCCAAUCAGAAGAGCAGUUACGAUCUACUGUCCCAUGUUGCUUUGCCAAACCGAGCCGCUCAAGAGACGUCAGCUUUAGCAACACCUUCCACAAGCAUCUCAAACGGAGAUCCGAUGUUCAGGAGGCGUCCGCCCAAAGCUGGUCCUCGCAGUAAACCCCCGAAGAGCCUCCUCCAGCCUCCUGCUCUCUCUCAGAUCACGACGGCUGCGAUGGAGAGCGAUCCGCCGGUUUAUGAGGACGUUCUUCUCAUCGGUCAGGUUUGUGUGCUGCAUUUUAGCCGGUCCCUGUUGGAAGAAACACCCUCAUGUGGAUUCAUAUUACGUUGUUAUGCAUUAUUUAUACAUACACCUGCAUGCUUCAAACAUGAUUUACAGGAAAGGUGUGUGGAGGACUGGCCUGAACACAGUCCAGAACUUUCUCCAGAAUGGAAACCAGCUGGCAAGCUCAGGCUUCGGAGAGACUCUGUGCGGAUUACAGAGGCGUCUGAUGGAGGCGCUGAUCUGAAGAGGAACGGGAAGCAGACUCUGGGAAGGAAACUGAGACACUCGCUGCUGAUCAGGAGGAGCUCAAAGGAUAAACCUGGAGAUGAAGUGAAGAGCUCCGAGACGAAUCGAGGCUCAAAGCUCAUUAACGGCACGGAUGAGUUUUUGGCUCCAGAUGAAGAAGAAGAAGAGCAGAAUGAAGCUGCCGAGUACAAAUCGAAGAAACCGUCAAAACCCAAGAUUAUUACACACCGCAGAGGCUCGAAGGUGAAAUCUGCUGAAGCUCCAGACUAUAAGGAUGAUUUAACGUCCUCAUGGAAACAUGCUGAUCUCGUGGCCUUGAGAGAGAAGAAAGCAGAAGAUGUGGACUGCAAACCAAAGCAGCCACAGAAAUUCAAGCCUUCUGUGCCACACCGACCAUCAAAGGAUACGUUUGCAGUUGGUCUGAAAUCAGUGAAUGGUCCUCCAUUGAUGGAAUCAAAGUCCUUCCCCAAAGAUCCCUUUCUGGAAGGAGAUCUGGAUCUUGGCGCUUCAGUCCAUGACAGUCAUCAGACACCAGAGAUGGACACGCAUCCAGAUGAGGAAGAGGAGACUGAUGGAGGACAGAAGUCGAAAAAGAAAGUGCGAGUUAAGUUUGUUCCUCACAGAGGGUUUGUCAUCGGUUUAUCCAGGGGUGACAAGACUAAUAAUGAAACCAAGGAGGGAAUACCACAUCUUAAGGACAGAGCUGACGCCGAGCUGAAGGGAGCUUGUGGAGUCACUCCUCAUCCACAUCUCAAGGACGAUGAGGGGUUUGGUGACCUGAAGGGAGCGUUUGGUUACGAUCCUCACCAGUUCGAGGGAGACACAUUACUGAAGUCUGAAGCCGGACGGAGUUGCUCACCGAACCAUGUUCAGGUUCAGACUGUUUAUUCUCAGAGAGUCUGA
Molecule: messenger RNA, 2348 nt
Organism: Sinocyclocheilus rhinocerous
Lineage: Eukaryota; Metazoa; Chordata; Actinopteri; Cypriniformes; Cyprinidae
Exons: 24
Coding region: 309-2348 (679 amino acids)
Source: RefSeq, a predicted model, not a curated record